AAGAGACAAACUGGCGCGGUUUAUCUUGGCUGAUGCCUGAUGGCGGCUAGGCUAACACCGUCACACCGAUCACCGCCACCGAUUUUCUGCUACUUCAUUCCUUCCGCGGAUUCUCUCUUCUCACAUUCCCAUCCACUCUGCAGGAACAAUGAAAAAUCAAACUGCGCAGAUAUGGCUAAUUGCAGUUACUUCACUCUAUCUAUUCAUGAAGCUAACCCCAUCCAUUCCUCAACCUCAGAUGUACCAUGAUUUCGCUGAUAAGCGUCAAUUCUUUGGUAUUCCCAAUGCACUUAAUGUAAUAUCAAAUUUCCCAUUCAUGGUUAUUGGUCUCAUUGGGCUUAUGCUUUGUCAUCGUAGGAACUAUUUUAACUUCAGUGUGCAAGGUGAGCUAUGGGGUUGGACAUGUUUUUAUGCGGCUGUGACUUCAGUAGGUUUUGGCUCUUCAUAUUAUCAUCUUGGGCCAAAUGAUAAUGGUCUUGUGUGUGACAGGUUGCCGAUGACUGUUGCUUUUGCUUCACUGGUGGCGAUCCUCAUCAUUGAAAGGAUUGAUGCAAAUAAGGGGACAAUUUCGAUUUUUCCUCUAAUUAUGAUUGCUAUGAUAAGCAGUGUGUAUUGGAGGUUCUUUGGUGACAUCCGUCCGUAUCUUCUCGUCCAAACUGUAUCAUGCAUUGCCAUACCUCUCAUGGCCUUUUUGUUGCCUCCAAUGUACACACAUUCAACAUAUUGGCUAUGGGCUGCAGGAUUUUAUCCUUUAGCUAUGCUGCAAGAGACUGCUGAUAGAUUGAUUUAUACAGCGACUUUUCAUACUGUCAGUGGUCACACACUUAAGCAUUUAUCUGCUGGAAUGGUCCCUCUCAUCUUAACAAUAAUGCUUGCAAAGAGGAGGCUUUUGCAUGCAAAAUCUGCUUAAUGCAUACAGCAUUUCAUGGACUAAGGCAGCUGAUAAUCUGAUAUCAAUGUGCAGUUUUUGAAGUCUCAGUAAUGUCAUCUCUUCUCUCCCUAUAAAUAAAAGAAAAAAUAGAAGGGUUAAGCUAUGCAGGGUAGGUUUGUGGUAAAUAGCUUAAUUUCGUCUUAGAGAAUAUGUACUCAAACUUCUGUGCUUUAGUUGUGGUGAAAAAUAAAAAGAAGGUAGGUGAAUACAAGUCACCGAACAGGGCAAAUCGCAUCCUAUCAGUUGUGAUACAGUAGCAUUCACUGUAGGUAGCAUCUUGUAUGUACAGUUCUUGAUCUUCAAGUUGUAUCUAAGUCUUGUAUUAAAAGAGAAUGAAGAGAUAAAUCAAGUAUAUCAAGAACCGAAUGGUGACCUAUCCAGUCAGUGUUCUUUCUAUUAUCUAUUAU
Messenger RNA from Trifolium pratense (red clover), 1338 nucleotides. RefSeq lists its product as uncharacterized. Gene Ontology annotation, molecular function: hydrolase activity, acting on carbon-nitrogen (but not peptide) bonds, in linear amides. The coding region runs from base 149 to 910 and encodes 253 amino acids. The transcript has 7 exons. Gene Ontology annotation, cellular component: membrane. Gene Ontology annotation, biological process: ceramide metabolic process. Lineage: Eukaryota; Viridiplantae; Streptophyta; Magnoliopsida; Fabales; Fabaceae. The record is from RefSeq and is a predicted model, not a curated record.